AUGUCUGCUCCAGCUGUUGCUUCACCCAAGCCUGCCAAGGCCUCCAAGCCCAAGACCGCCAAGAAGGCUGCGUCCCACCCGACCUACUCGGCCAUGAUCCGAAAGUCCAUUUCUGAACUCAAGGAUAAGUCUGGAUCGUCCAAAGCCGCCAUCCUCAAGUACAUGCUGGCUCAUUACAAACUCGGCGAGAAUGUGACCAAGAUCAAUGCUCAACUCCGUUUGGCCCUUAAACGAGGUGUCGUGAAGGGAGACCUGAAGCAGGUUAAAGGAAGCGGAGCAUCCGGGAGUUUCAGACUCGGAGAGAAGAAAGCCGCUGCUCCUGCCGUCAAGAAGGUUGGUACUAAAUUAUCCACUCACUUCUAUUCAAUGCAUGAUGAUUGCAUCUGUUUGGAGGUUAUAGAAAGUUAUGCUUUACAGAGCGUCACAAAGAAACCCGCUGGUGCUAAGAAGCCUAAGAGUCCGAAGAAGAAGGCCGCUGCAGCUAAGAAGCCCAAGGCAGAGAAGAAAGCUAAGAGUCCGAAGAAGGCCAAGGCACCCAAAGCUAAGACCGCUAAGAAGGCGACGGCUAAGACAUCCAAGCCCAAGGCCACAAAGCCGAAGGCCUCCAAGCCGAAAGCAGUGAAGAAGGUCAAAGCCUAA
Messenger RNA from Haemonchus placei, 639 nucleotides. NCBI's taxonomy places the organism in Eukaryota, Metazoa, Nematoda, Chromadorea, Rhabditida, Trichostrongylidae. The record is from the annotation of a GenBank genome assembly.